UUAUGCCUUGCCUCAAAGAAACGACAGUCUUGUCAGCUAAUUAUUUCUAACACACAAACAGCAUUCUUGUCUAACGUUGUUUUUCAUGUAAAAUUCUAAGCCUUUUAAAGGCAGUUUUAGUGCUUAGGUGUUCAUCCAGGUUCUCUGCAGCCCUUGCUACUUUGCACUUACAUUACGAGGAAGGUGAAGAAGAAUGGAAACUAAAGAUACCUGGAACUACCUGUAACAGCUGCAGAAGGAAAUGGGUCGGGUUUUCUCUCGACUAGAUGAAGAUAACACAAGUACAUCUAAGUGACUUCUACCAUGGCCUCAGCAAAUUGAUGAUGAAAAUAAGGAAACUGUGGGAUUACUCCUUUCAGCUUCCCUGGACAAUGGAAGAAGAACCUAUCACCUCUACUUUGUUGCCACCUGGGAAUGUUCCACAAGAUGCUAGCUUGACCCUGGAGCAGAAAACCACAUUUGUCUUUGUGAUCUUAUUAUUUAUUUUCUUAGGCAUCCUCAUUGUCCGAUGCUUCCGAAUUCUCUUAGACCCCUACAGGAGCAUGCCAACCUCAACCUGGGCUGAUGGACUUGAUGGGCUAGAGAAAGGCCAGUUUGAUUAUGCCCUGGCUUAGACUGAGACUCAGAAAUACCAUUUAGAGGAGUUUGGCUUAAAAAAAAAUCCUGGAAUGUAGAUUUAUUUUCCCCCAAUUUUCUCAGAUAUUAUAAAAGCUGCUUUGCAUGACUGCACAAAACAUUAAUUUGUUUUUAAAUAAAUGUCAAAGUGAGUUAAACAUUUGAAGAUAGACUGGUGAUUCUCCUAAUGGAGGGAAAAAAUAAAACAACUGCGCUUCAAAACAUAUUGAAACAAUAUAUAACAUAGAUGGUAUCUUAUGACUCAGAAUAGUACUUUGAUUUGUAGUUGCUGGAGAAAGCCUUAUUGUUUGAAAGUAGCUUUUUUACAAGCAUCAGUAGAUUUACUGGUGGGGUAGG
Molecule: messenger RNA, 972 nt
Organism: Chelonoidis abingdonii (Abingdon island giant tortoise)
Lineage: Eukaryota; Metazoa; Chordata; Testudines; Testudinidae
Gene: CTXN3
Product: cortexin 3
Source: RefSeq, a predicted model, not a curated record